AACCUCAGACAAAAAGAGUCAAAGGAUAUUGGGCGAGACGUCAGGCCGACCUCUUCCUGUUAAGGACUCCGGCGACCGGCAACCGUUCCUCCGCCCCUUCUCUCGCGACAAGUACAAGUAGAGCAAGGAUAAGAUGAUCUCCGCUAUGAGCUGCUGCCGCCUCUCCGCUCCAACCAAAAUCCCAACCUUGAGCAAGAACCCCAACGUCCCAGGCAAGCCCGCUGUCCCUCUUUACGCGCGCGCGCACUUUGGAAAGAGGAUGCAUGAAUUGCCUGUCAAGAUGCCCAAAGUGUCACCUUCCCUUUGGGUGGCAGCCAUGGCAGUGGGAAGCUUGGUUGCUGUGGAUUCUGUUGGUGCCUUGCCUUUGGAGAAUGUCUUGGAAGUACCAUUCCCCACUUUUCUAGCUGAUAUAAACCUUGGUGAUUGGUUUGGAGGUCUAUUGUAUUCGGCUGGACAACAGGCUAAUGAGGCUGUUCAGAACCAGUUGUCUGCCCUUAGUUUUACUAGUGUGGCGGUUAUUUUUGGUGCAGGUCUUGUUACCAGUUUGUCACCUUGUACUCUUAGUGUCUUGCCAUUGACACUAGGAUACAUUGGUGCUUUUGGCUCUGGGAAAAGUCGAGCUGAGGUUAUCUGGAAUUCAGUUUCUUUUUCGCUGGGCUUGGCGACAACAUUAGCCAUCCUAGGAAUCGGUGCUUCUUUUGCUGGAAAGGCCUACGGGCAGAUUGGCCAAGGCCUUCCAGUAGUUGCUUCGGGCUUGGCAAUCCUGAUGGGUUUAAAUCUCUUAGAGAUAAUCGAGUUGCAACUUCCCUCAUUCUUUAGUGAUUUUGACCCUCGGUCCGCAGCAGCUAACUUCCCCUCGGGUGUGCAAGCAUAUCUGGCUGGCCUUACAUUUGCCCUAGCUGCAUCACCUUGCAGUACUCCUGUUCUUGCCACUCUUCUGGGAUAUGUAGCAACAUCCAGGGAUCCAUUAAUAGGUGGGAGCCUACUGUUAACAUACACUACAGGCUAUGUUGCUCCUCUCCUUGUUGCAGCUUCUUUUGCUGGCGCAUUACAGAGUUUGCUUUCUUUUCGGAGGUUUUCAGCUUGGAUAAACCCUUUGAGUGGAGCACUUUUACUUGGAGGGGGUUUGUACACCUUACUAGAUAGAUUGUUCCCUGUUGCAUCGAUGGUGAUGUGACAAUCCUAAUGGGCAUCGAAGCAAAGGUGUGGAUGCUGAUGAUUUAUUUCCAUACGAUAUUUUUUGUGGGAAUAUCGUAAGGUUUGCAACAGAAGACCAGUGCGUACAAACGUUGUCAGCAUGUCUCGUUCUUUUCUUGGUUCGGGUCAGAAGCUACGCCUCUCUACCUGUGAUAUUAUUAUUGCAUUGCUGAAUCAUAUACAUGCCUUGUGUCCAUUGUUAUCUUUCGGGGCCAUGUAUCAUUAACUAUAUGAUGCAAUGAAUCAUCACAUGAUCCAUCCA
Messenger RNA from Musa acuminata AAA Group (dessert banana), 1459 nucleotides. RefSeq names its product cytochrome c-type biogenesis ccda-like chloroplastic protein 2. NCBI's taxonomy places the organism in Eukaryota, Viridiplantae, Streptophyta, Magnoliopsida, Zingiberales, Musaceae. Gene Ontology annotation, biological process: cytochrome complex assembly. Bases 134 to 1177 code for a protein of 347 amino acids. The transcript is spliced from 12 exons. Gene Ontology annotation, cellular component: membrane. The record is from RefSeq and is a predicted model, not a curated record.